Molecule: messenger RNA, 1199 nt
Organism: Paramuricea clavata
Lineage: Eukaryota; Metazoa; Cnidaria; Anthozoa; Malacalcyonacea; Plexauridae
Source: the annotation of a GenBank genome assembly
CCACCUGAUCGCAGGCUGAUAACUAUAAUGCUGUAUACAAUAUAUACUAUAGUAUAUUAAUAUGGAAAAUACAGUUAAAAAUUCGACUUAAACUUUAUUUUGUUUCGUUUUGAACGCUCCGUUAUGGUUAUUUACAAGUUUUGGUGAUGUCUGGUGAUUUGAAACAAGUUGAAAAUCUUAUUGAAACUGCUUUGAAAAUGGGCUGGACUUCAUUGAACCUAAGUCACCACAACUUGACCGUCUUACCAUCCUGUAUUUGCACACUUAGUAACUUGAAGGUAUUAUUAUUAAACAAUAACAGAAUAAUUAUGCCUCCCGGAGAACUGGUGUCAUUAACGAACUUAGAGGAACUGUCAUUAGACCAUAAUCAACUAACGAUGCUGCCGACAGGAUUUGGGGAUCUAACGAACCUGAAAGUCCUCUCAUUGAGUCAUAAUAGCCUUGCAUUUCUACCCUCAGAAUGUGGAAAGCUAAAGUACCUUACAGAAUUAUGGAUCGUUAAUGUUCAACUAAUGUCGUUACCAGCAGAAAUUUGCUUGUUAGAGCAACUAACGAAGCUUGGAGCUGGGGAGAACUCGUUAACUUGCCUACCAGAAAAAUUUUCAAACCUUAGAUCUUUAAAAUGGUUAAGCUUAGUGAAAAAUCAGAUAACAAUCCUACCACAUGACUUUUACAAGCUUGAAAAGUUAACAUAUCUGGACCUGAGUUACAAUAGACUGGAGAAGAUUCAAGACUCGUUAACACGAUUGAAGUGUCUAGCAUAUUUAAAUUUACAGCAUAAUGAGAUUAAUGUAAAACCUGGUGAAAUUUCCAAAGGGUUUACAAGUUUACACAGACUUGACUUACGACAUACAAAAGUAACAAAGUUGCCAACCUCAAUGUUGCAUUUUGAGGUGAUGUUGCCAGGGGAUGAAAAUGACGAUGUUAUUGGUCAGGCAAAUAACAUGACAUUACAGCAUCGGACAAGGCAAAAGAAAUUUUAAAUGUUCUUUGAGGAUCGAGUAUUCCAUGUUAAUAAUUUAGUAUUUUAUUGCAGUUUAACAUGUUUUAUACAAUAUGAAUAAAUUUCCAUUGCAUUUUGUGUUGUGGUUGAACUUUAAAUGUAUAUUUAUCUUGUCUAUGAGAACGGUGUAAUGAAAGACAUAGAAUUUUAUAAUUUUAUGUUAGACAACGUAGAAUUUUAUAAUUUUAAGUUAGAC